This is a messenger RNA of Papaver somniferum (opium poppy), 660 nucleotides long. RefSeq lists its product as uncharacterized. NCBI's taxonomy places the organism in Eukaryota, Viridiplantae, Streptophyta, Magnoliopsida, Ranunculales, Papaveraceae. The coding region runs from base 80 to 499 and encodes 139 amino acids. The record is from RefSeq and is a predicted model, not a curated record. The transcript has 2 exons.
UCAACCAAUUGAAGAAAUUAGCCAACAAAGUGAAGAACCAGCAACUGAAAAUGACCAGAUCGUGAGUGUACCUCCCCUAAUGGAUGAACAACCUUUAGAAAAUCAACUUCUCACCCAAGAUUCUAGCUCUCACUAUUUAACCGAGGAGACAGGGGAGGAAAAAGAUGAUGCAAAGCAUUGGGCUAGAGAACGAGGCAAGUUGAUUAUGUGUAUCAUAGUUUGUAAUGGUACCACUAGUGAAAGUGCCUUUCAAAUGGUUUGCGAGUGUAGUGGACAACAUAGAAGUCAUGCAAAAAAGGGUACCGUGCAAGUAGCAAAGGCAAAGAGGAAGCAAACUACGUUCACUAAGAAGACCCGAUGCCCCUUCAAGCUUCAAUUUAAAAAGAACGCGGCAAAAAGGUGGUUUUUGGAUAAAGUUGUAUGUGGUAGUCAUAACCACCAUAUACCGGAGAGUUUGCUAUCACAUUCGUAUGCUGGACGCCUUACCGAAGAAGAAUAGAAGAUCGUAGAGUCACUGACACAAAUUCGUAUGAAUCCCGUUGAUAUCCUCGCUCACUUAAAGGAAAAAAACCCACAAAAUGCUUCUUCUUUGGCUAACAUCUACAACACAAGAACAAAAUUGAAGGCUAAGAAAUGGGAACAAAGGAACGAAAUGCAACA